Bactrocera dorsalis (oriental fruit fly) is the source of this 1102-nucleotide messenger RNA. RefSeq lists its product as uncharacterized. The record is from RefSeq and is a predicted model, not a curated record. NCBI's taxonomy places the organism in Eukaryota, Metazoa, Arthropoda, Insecta, Diptera, Tephritidae. The transcript is spliced from 3 exons. Bases 136 to 465 code for a protein of 109 amino acids.
AAAACAUCACAGCGCCACUACUCGGUUAUCAGUUCAAUUUAGUCGCUGUACACAUUGCAACGCCGGUCCCCAGUUACUGGAUUUUACAACUUCAUAACCAAAAAACACCGCUGACGCUUAUCACAUAGCCCCAAUAUGACCGCCCUCAAAGUUUUCGUGAUCUUCAGCGCUCUCUUCGCGUUGGCCUAUUGCGCGCCAAAUCCCGGUUUCUUCGGUGGUGGCAAACAUGAACACCACACCAUCCAUGUACCCUACAAGGUGCACACCAUUCACCACCAUCACAUCAAGAAGGUGGAGGUGCCCGUCAUCAAGGAGGUGGAGGUCAUCAAGCAUGUGCCCAUCUACAAGGAAGUGCAUGUGCCCGUUAUUAAGGAGGUGCAUGUGCCAGUGCAUGUUCAUCACAAGGAGGAAGUGCAUCACAUCGAAGAAGAUCAUCACGACUACCACAAGGGCGGCUGGUACUAGAGGGGAAUGAGUGGCGGCGCUCAACCACAUAGGUCUUGCCGUUGGCAAUGCUCUAGUUACAAUUUUAGUUAUAUGCUUAUGUAAUAAUAUGCAGACAUAUGUACAUAUAUGCACGUAUAUAUGCGAUUGAGUGUUAACGCAAAUUUUUUUUUCAUUUUAUUUUUUUGGUUUUACUUUUAUUUUUUUUUGGUUUUAAUUUUUGAUUUUGUUAUUUUGAUUUCUUUUAAUGUUACUACAGCGCACGCGCGUUUGUCCAUGUGUACAAAUUUCAUUUUACCUGACAUGAAUUUAAUUUUAAUUAUAUAUUUUCGACUUUCAUAUUAUUCUGGUCUAUUUAGUUAUAGUUGCUGUACGAUUUUUCUUUCUAUUUGCCACAUUUUGAUUUUGCUUGGUUUACAUACAUACAUUUAGCAUAUCUAAUGAAAACUAUACACACAUAUAUAUGGAAUAUAACUGUUGUUAUUGUACUUAACUCAAACAUUCUCUCAGCAUACUAUUUCUCAUGAUUCAUAACUGUUUUUUGUAAAUAAUUUUGUAGCAAAAAGUACUUAUAUACACAUAUCUGUAUAUAUGUGCGUGUGUGAAAUGCCUAUAAAAAUGUGUAUGUUAAAGAAGGAAAUAGGAAAAAUAAAGAAAA